Messenger RNA from Argentina anserina (silverweed cinquefoil), 1354 nucleotides. Its product is annotated as mitogen-activated protein kinase kinase 5-like. The record is from RefSeq and is a predicted model, not a curated record. Gene Ontology annotation, biological process: MAPK cascade; protein phosphorylation. NCBI's taxonomy places the organism in Eukaryota, Viridiplantae, Streptophyta, Magnoliopsida, Rosales, Rosaceae. Gene Ontology annotation, molecular function: MAP kinase kinase activity; ATP binding. The transcript has a single exon. Bases 64 to 1251 code for a protein of 395 amino acids.
GUAAUCUAGAUAAAGAGCGUACUAAGAAGGAUUAACUAAUCACCAAAAUUUGAUUAAGCAAUAAUGCCAAUGUCGAAGUCACCUUCAAGUUCUAAACCUACUCGCUGGACAAAGCUUCGUAACAAGCUUCGUAGUAUAUUCUCGAUGCGCCACCGUCCCGUACCCCAACCUGCUCCUCCGUUGGGUCCUUUGUCGGCUACGCCGGAGGAACAUCUGAUCAACGUCUUGGAGCCGGAGCGGGCGAUCAAUUGCAUCAGAAGCCGUUCGGCUCGGAUCCGUGAAAAUAGGUUGACGAUGUCUUGCCGGUCAUCUUCAGCCGCCUGUAAUAGUAUACACCCAGUGAAACAUGGUAAAAGUUUCUCUAUGGAUCAAAUUUCCAUAUUCAAACCUCCUCCUCCGGUUCCCAGCUUGGCGCUGCCGGUACCGGAGUCACUUCUGAUCAACUUCUCUGAUUUAGAGCGGGAGCAAAAACCGAUUAAAAGGGGAGCCGGCGGCACCGUCUACAAAGCCAUUCACAAGCCGAGCAGCCGGCUUUACGCCGUGAAAGUGAUCUGCUUCGACCACGAGGACUCUUUCCUGUGUCAUAUCUUCGAAGAGUUCCAAGUUCUCCGCGAAGUUGCUAACCCUAACGUCGUCAAGUGCUACGACAUGUUCAACCACAACGGCGAGAUACAUGUGCUGCUAGAAUUCAUGAGCGGAGGUUCGUUACAGCGCAAGCACAUCCACAACGAGAAAGCUCUUUCCGAUUUGGCUAGGCAGAUCCUCACCGGCUUGGCCUAUCUCCAUCGACGGCGCGUUGCGCACCGCGAUAUCAAGCCCGCUAAUUUCUUGGUCAACAACCGAAAUGAAGUUAAAAUUGCUGAUUUCGUUGGAAGAAGCUUCGCCAAGACUAUGGACCCAUGGAACUCAUGUGUUGGAAACGUAGCAUACAUGUGCCCGGAGAGGAUCAACACAGAUCUCAAUCAGGGCAAGCUGUACAACGCUUACGCCGGCGAUAUUUGGAGCUUUGGGGUCAGCAUCUUGGAACUUUACGCAGGUCGGUACCCCUUUCCUGUGGAUCGCUACAAAGAAGGAUCCUGGUCGAGCUUAGUUUGGGCAAUAUGCAUGUGUCAGCCUCCAGAAGCUCCUCCGACUGCCUCCGCAGAGUUGAAGCAUUUUAUUGCCUGCUGUUUGCAAAGAGACCCCCAGAAGAGAAUGUCAGCGGCACAGUUGUUGCAGCACCCAUUUAUCUCCGGCAAAGGAGGUGGAUAGACACAGGUUCAUCAGUAUUACAUAAUUCGUUUAUUUUUUAUUUUUUUUGUUCUUGGAUAAAGAUGAUCAUGGAAGAACUUGCCAUAUGGCCCUUUUAUUUUUA